AUGGGAAAUGUCAUUGGGAGCUAUGUGUUUGGCGCAUCACGUGGCAUAAAAUACCUAACCCUAAAUUAUGAGAUUGAGCAUAUCGAGAAUCCGAUGAACAUUUCUGCCUACGAUAGAAUAGAGAAUAGUUUAAAUCACCUUCGAGAGUUAAAGAUCAAGAUGAAAAAUUUCCAGGACAUUGGAACCUCCCUAGAAAUAUUUGUGAUUACUCGUUGCGCAACCCACAUUAGACAAAUAACAAUUGAUGCACAUUGCAGGAUCGAUGAUGAGGGAUUUUGUCUGGCAAUAUCUCGCCUUGUUUCCAUGCAGAAGAAUCUUUGUUCCCUGAGGUUGACUGAAAGGUGGGCGGACGUGGCGACACCUUUGAUCUACAAGGCGAUUCAGACGCAGUCCGAGUCUCUGACGACUCUAGAAUUUUGUGAGUUUAGAAAUUUACAGGCGUUGCUAGAGCUCCUAAGUAAUUGCCCUAAUCUAGAAACAUUGUUCUUGACCGAACAUUUUAGCAUACAAAAUGCACAAGAAAUGUAUGAUUCCAUCGACUACCUGCCACCAAUUCACAUCAAACACCUGAAAGCCUACAAUAUCUUGUUUCCAAAAAUUUCCGAUUUCACUUUGAUGAUGCAAACACUCAUUCAGCUAUCGAGUAAACGUUUAAAUACCAUAAUGCUGCAAUUCUCCGAUUCGAACAUUAUCAGUGAUAUAGGUCAAUUUUGUCCCCAGAUCACUUUUCUGUCGUUAACCAUCACCUCCAAUGAACUCCAUUCAUUAUAUUCCACCCUACCAUUGUUGACCUCACUCGAUUACCUGCAUCUCGUGUUCGCGCAUAUAGAGGGCUCCAUCGGUUACAUCAACGAUCCGGUUCUUCCGUCCGACGAAUCCUUGGAAAAAUUGGCUAGAUCUUUUCCCUCAAGGUUAAAGUACUUGGCCAUUUACUUUGGAAUUCCACCGUACAAGCGACCUAUAUUCGACCUACCGCGUUCGCUAGCCAAAAUUCUCGGUAACAUAAAAAAUCCUCUUGAAAAGUUGGACAUAUAUAAUGAGAUGGAUUUGACAUUGAUGUGCGUGAUUGCGGAUUACGCGACCGAGAUUGGAGGGCUGAAGAAAUUGGGAAUUGUCGAUGGCUGGAGGAACGAGGAAUUAUUUGAACGGGUGAAAGAUGUGAUUGAGGUGAUCGGCAAAGCGUACGUGUUUGGCAUUAAUUAUAAUAAGCCUUUCUACAUUAAUCGAUCAUGA
Acaulospora colombiana is the source of this 1233-nucleotide messenger RNA. NCBI's taxonomy places the organism in Eukaryota, Fungi, Glomeromycota, Glomeromycetes, Diversisporales, Acaulosporaceae. The record is from the annotation of a GenBank genome assembly.